Molecule: messenger RNA, 1102 nt
Organism: Salvelinus namaycush (lake trout)
Lineage: Eukaryota; Metazoa; Chordata; Actinopteri; Salmoniformes; Salmonidae
Gene: nsl1
Product: NSL1 component of MIS12 kinetochore complex
Exons: 6
Coding region: 34-771 (245 amino acids)
Biological process (GO): mitotic sister chromatid segregation
Cellular component (GO): MIS12/MIND type complex; kinetochore
Source: RefSeq, a predicted model, not a curated record
UUGCAGAAUCAUUUCAAACAUUUGGCGCAAAAGAUGGAGAUCUGCUUGAAUAAAGAGGAAGAAUAUAGGGUGAAGUUUACGUCGAAAAAAAAUGUGGUCGAACAAAUUAAGAAAUACAAAGAACUACUGAAGAAGGUUUUGAAUGGCCAACCUCAGCUAUCCGAGGAAGCCAAGCAACUGUUACAGGAAGAGUUGCUGGCGAACUUCGAGACUGCUGUUCAAGAAAACGUGUUGAUCAAUAAUCAGACGUGGGAGGAGGCUCCUGAUGAAGAGGAAGAUGAAUGCAGUGCACUUGAUGACCUGCUGGAUGAGAACAUUGUGGAAACGUCUCGGAAACGACGUAAAGGUCCUAAAGAGAUCCUCCCCUAUGUCGUACGGUCACUAAAGGCGGAGCGUAAACUCAUGGGAAUGUAUGAAGAAGUAGUGAAGCCACAAGAAAUGGGAAAGGACCCAGUACAAGAAAACAUCAUGACCACCUUAUUGGAUGCUGCACCUCGUUUGUUUAAGCAAGCCAGCGCAGUAAUGAAGUCUCUCCAGGUAGUGCAGCAGAGGGCCGAGGGCCUGGGACAGGUGCUGAAAAUGUGUCCCACAGCUGAGUCCCUGGAGGUGUUCGGGGAGGUGUUGGGCAGCAGGCCCAAUGGAGAGGAAAAGACAGCUAGUAGGACCAGACCACCCAUCAAGAGAGCCAUGGAGAAAACAGAGCUCAGAAACAACUAUGCUCCUGGUCUAAAGAGGCCAGCCAUUUGUAACAGCAAUGACAAACCAGAGUGAAAUACAUGCCACAUAAAUGCUUCCUGAUCAUGGAACAUGUACUCUUAUUUGUGAUUGGAAGGAUGCAAUACUGUAGUACUCCCCACAGUGAUGAGGCCUAUGUUUGCAGCAGUCUGUGAUACAAUACUGCCCUCACAUGAUGGAUAAUGGGAAAUGCACCCAAUAGUAGUGUACAUUGUUUUUAUACUGUAUAUUUAAAUGUCUUUAGAAGGAAAAAAAUAUAUUUUUGCUUGGGUAUUCUUUUUUUUCCUUUGCCGUUUGGCAUUUGUCACAGUUGAAAACGCACAAGUUGUAGGCUUAUGUGAAUAAAGGCUACUUAAACAAGCUGUAA